UGAGGGAUUCAUACUUUCGAAUCCCAGUGAGAAAACACCUUCGCCAUAAUGUUCAACUCGUUGGUUCUGUGCAGUGUUCUGCUAGUUGGAGCCGUUCUAGGCGGCGAAAGCGACCUCCUACCUCGACCGCACUACGGAACCGACUUCGGAUCGAUACUGCCAAGAGGAAGCCGCAUCGUGGGAGGUUUCGAGAUCAGCAUCGCCGACGCUCCCCAUCAGGUUUCCCUCCAAUCCCGCGGAUCCCACAUCUGCGGUGGAUCCAUCAUCUCGCCCAAGUGGAUCCUUACGGCCGCCCACUGCACCGACGGAGCUUCCGUGUCGAACCUCCGCAUCCGGGCGGGAUCCUCCAAGCACGCCUCCGGUGGCUCGGUCAUCUCCAUCAACCGGAUCGUGCAGCACUCGUCGUACAACCGCAACACGAUCGACUACGACUACUCGCUGCUGGAGCUGAAGAGUGCCAUCUCGGUGGGAGCCAACGCAGCGGUUAUUCCGUUGCCAGCGCAGAACGAAACGGUCCAGGACGGAACGCUGUGUGAGGUGACCGGAUGGGGUAACACGCAGAGCGUCAGCGAGUCACGGGCGAAUCUGCGGGCCGCGUACGUUCCGGCGUACAACCAGAACCAGUGUAACUCUGCGUAUUCUCGGUAUGGAGGGGUAACCGGUCGGAUGAUCUGCGCUGGAUAUCAAGCUGGAGGUAAGGACGCCUGCCAGGGUGAUUCCGGAGGUCCGUUGGUUGCCAAUGGGAAGCUCGUUGGAGUCGUUUCGUGGGGAUUGGGAUGUGCUCAGGCCAACUAUCCUGGUGUGUACUCGAGGGUGGCUGCGGCACGUGACUGGAUUCGCAGCAAUAGUGGAGUUUAAGGAAUACCCGGAAAAUUAUGACAUUCUGAUAACACAUGUA
Messenger RNA from Culex pipiens pallens (northern house mosquito), 898 nucleotides. RefSeq names its product trypsin-1-like. The transcript has a single exon. Gene Ontology annotation, biological process: proteolysis. Gene Ontology annotation, molecular function: serine-type endopeptidase activity. The record is from RefSeq and is a predicted model, not a curated record. The coding region runs from base 49 to 858 and encodes 269 amino acids. NCBI's taxonomy places the organism in Eukaryota, Metazoa, Arthropoda, Insecta, Diptera, Culicidae.